GCGUUGUCGCGCAAUUUGUAUGGUUCUUUAGAUUUUAAGAAAUAAAAGCCCUGACAUCGAUUUGUUUGUCAUUCUCCAAUCGCCAGCCGGAGAUCGUAAUAGCAGUCAAACGGGACUUUGCUGCCCGAAGAGCGGCCAGCGUGACUGUCUUCGUCAGCCGUUGGCGGCCUCUCAAUGACUGACGACCGCUCAAGCGUCGGAUGGGUUAAUUCCCCUUCGCCUGAGCCUCUAACCGGGCUGCCAAAGACAAGAUCCCAGAAACCGACGAGGCCUGCAUCUGCGUCGGCGACGACCCUUCCAUAUCGGAGCUCUAAUGCAUCGCUCUCCUCACUCUUUGCGUCCACGUCGACUCUUCCCUCAAGGGCAGGGUCAGCGCAAAUAGACACACCAUCUCAGGAGACAGGCUCAGAGUCACUGUUCUUAACUGCAUCACCGGGAGCAGUAUCUUCCCCUACUUUUCUCGAAGACCGGUCGGACGAUCCCAGAAAGCUUAUUACGAGGGCCUUUGUUCCUCAUGUCGCAGUUCAUGCUUCUCCAGAUACAGACGAGAUUCUAAAAGAAAAGGGAUUUGAGGGUGGUUUCAGAGAAAUACUUCGGCCUUUCGGCGAACGUGUCCAUGGAAAGGUUACGGUGAGAGACAGUGUAGGCGCAAGCCGGACUUGGGAUGAUUUCGGUGUACGAUUUGUUGGCCUGGGAGAUGGUAUUGAAGACCCGCGGAACGGAAAUCAUCGAAACUCGAAUGCCUUGCCGAGAGGUUCAUUCGGCUCCUUGGAUCAAGGGCAAGCUCUACCGGGUUUGCGACGAGGAGGGGACAUCUCAGCAAUUGAAGCACUCGUUGAACGACAUCUGGCAUACGCAGAGCUGGUCUCGGGUGACUACAUUACCGAUUAUCUCAACUACCAGGAUCUUUCGUCCCAAAGUUCUUCUUCUAUCUCGCCAUUCUUUUCGCUAUAUCUUCGAAGGCUCUUAUCAGCCAUACCGUUGACUCCUCAUGAGACUUUCUCUCAUCCGGUGGCCUGUGUCAUAGCCAUUAGCUCGAGAAACCCAUCUCCUAUUGAGAGCCUUCGCCAGUUAUACAAUACUACCAGUCAAGGAGAGAAGAAACUGCCUGUGUGGGUGAACAACGAUUAUCUAAGAUAUUAUGUCCUUGUUCAUGACGAGGAUAAAGAUGACAUAGCUAAAUCCACUGUUUUGUUUGAUCAAAUGAAAAGGCAUUUUGGCCUCCACUGUCAUCUUCUUAGACUCCGGAGUAGCCAGUGUUUGCCAACAGAUGACGAUAGCGUCCGAUUGCCAAUUUGCAAUUGGAUUUCCGCCGCCGAAGAACUUGCUGAAAUUCAAAGACGAGAGCACUCGGAGGAUAUUGAGGACCCAAGACCUUGUCUUUUCGAUUCCGACGCAACAGCUGUGCGCACAUUUGUCCGCGAAAUGGUCACCCAGUCGAUAGUACCUUUUAUGGAGCGGUGCACUGCUACAUGGAAUGACCAAGUCGCAUCUCGGAGGCGCGGCAUUGGCGGUCGUUUCAUUUCUCUUUCUAAAAGAUGGACAGGGUUUGGGGCUGGAAGAAGCUCCUCAGGAACUGGUCUUGCUGGGGGCUCUACGGGAUCUAACAGUAAUUACGAUGCAUUGCAAGGUUUCUACAGACCCGACGCACCAGAGGCGAUUAUGCGGAAAUUGGCAGAUUAUGCUUUCAUGCUUCGAGAUUGGAAGCUGGCUCAAAGCACGUAUGAACUGCUUCGAACAGACUUCAACAAUGAUAAAGCGUGGAGAUAUCAUGCCGGGGCGAACGAGAUGACUGCUAUCAGCACACUGCUCUCACCGCAAGCUAUGACCUCGAAAACCCGUUCAGAAACCAUUGAUCAAAUGCUUGACACAGCAGCAUACUCUUAUAUUACAAGAUGCAGCGCACCGUAUGAUGCAUUAAGAAGCUUAGCUGUUGGCGCGGAGCUGCUCCGUAUCCGAGGAGGCUCUGCUGCUGAUGACGCAUCACGAUGGGCCAUUCGUAUCCUUGAGACCAGAACAUUAGGAGAGAUAGGAAACGCCUUGUUCACUGAGCGCGUCGGUGCAUGUUAUGGGUCCCGUAAAGGAGCUGGCACCGGACGCUGGGGAUCUCGGCGGAGGAAGAAUGCCAUGUGGGACGUCCUGGCGGCCGACAUAUGGCUCCGAUUGGAGAAGAGCCUACAGGCUGAGAAAUGCUUAAAUAAUGCGGAUGCACUCUAUCAAGAAAUAGCUAAUGGCCAAGAACGUGCCGAGUUUGACGGAAUGCGCUCUUUCAUAGAAGAGCUGCGUGUCGAGCUCCAAGCCCGAAGAGCCCCUCCACAACCUGCUGAAGGAGAGCUGGAGAUGGCAAAUGAACAGAGCAAUCUCAUGGAGGUAGAGAGCGAGAAGAUGGACCAGCGUCAUCACCGCCAAAGUAUCCUGGGCGCGCCGGCAGCGCCUUUUGGCACGCUUGAUACCGAUGCCCUGAGUUCAGUACGGACCGUGGGCGAGCAGAAUGAGGGCCCUGAGAACCAGUUUGAGCCCAAUUAGCAUUCUUCGGUUGCAUUAUUUCUCAAUUUUUUUUUUAAUUUAACCCCUCAAUGUUCGAGGUAUCAGGCGCUUGCAUUGUCGUUGUAUUUUGGGUGAAGAUUUCAAUACCAUUUAAGGCGGGCAUUUCACUGGCGUUAUUCUGCGAUAUACAAUUCCUUCAUGGGACAUAUUCCAAGGACCCUUUUAAGAAUUCAAGUAUCUAGUAUAGACAAAUACAUAUUCAUUACUAUAGCAUUAAAAAUGUGAGGUUAGAUUUGAGGG
Molecule: messenger RNA, 2787 nt
Organism: Xylona heveae TC161
Lineage: Eukaryota; Fungi; Ascomycota; Xylonomycetes; Xylonales; Xylonaceae
Exons: 2
Coding region: 175-2526 (783 amino acids)
Biological process (GO): protein localization to phagophore assembly site; endoplasmic reticulum to Golgi vesicle-mediated transport
Cellular component (GO): TRAPPIII protein complex; cytoplasmic vesicle; phagophore assembly site
Source: RefSeq, a predicted model, not a curated record